Messenger RNA from Lachnellula hyalina, 2196 nucleotides. RefSeq names its product Ribosome quality control complex subunit (gene rqc1). Bases 1 to 2196 code for a protein of 731 amino acids. NCBI's taxonomy places the organism in Eukaryota, Fungi, Ascomycota, Leotiomycetes, Helotiales, Lachnaceae. Gene Ontology annotation, biological process: ribosome-associated ubiquitin-dependent protein catabolic process; rescue of stalled cytosolic ribosome. Gene Ontology annotation, cellular component: RQC complex. The transcript has 2 exons. The record is from RefSeq and is a predicted model, not a curated record.
AUGUCCACUCGGCAACUACGAAAACUACAACAGCAGCGCGAGCUUGAGCAAGCCCAGCUGCAAGCCGCACAAGAAGAGGAGUCCGAAGACGAGCCAGUCCUGCCCACGAAAUCGAAACCCAGUCUAUUUGCGAAUUUAGCUGCACUCGAAGAUGCUGAGGACGAUGAAGACGAGGCUGCGGAUGAAGAGCUACCGGCAGAAUUGAGUGAACCCGAGCCAACCCCACUAUCCGCCUCAAAAAAGUCGAAGAAGUCUAAAAAGAAGAAGAAAUCAAAGGGCAAAGCAAAGGAGAAAGGCGCAGAGUUCCAGACGCCCCAGAAACUCGAGGAUGGGGUGGACGAUAUCGACGCGGCGUUACGAGAGUUGAACCUGACGAAGACUGCUCCAACAGCAUACUCUCAAGCCCUCCCAACUGAUCCGGAAUACGAGAAGAUAUGUACUUUGCUGGGAGUCAAUACUCAGCACCUGAAGGUCGCGAAUGAGAUGAGAGCUCUGUUUGGGAAGGCUGCUACUGAAAUACAUGAUGAUCCUGGUGGGCCGACCGGAAGAGGGGCACGACGGAGGCAAAGAGCGGCUCAGAACCAACAAGUCGAUUUGGAGACUGCGCUCAAAGGGCAUCAUCUUCCUGGAAAGGGACUCCCAGAGCUUACGUUACGGCGCAACAAUUUCAUUCAAGGCAAAGAUGAUUGGCCAAAGGCACCUACUGGGGGCCUUACAAUGGAAGUGAUUGAUGAUCCUGGAGAUGGGAGUGAUGGGUCUGUUGAGUUUACAUAUUCCCAUAACACGGCAUACCAAGCUGUUCAACAGACGUUCUUCGCAUUUGUUGAAAUGGGAGAUCCGCAGAACCUCAUCGGGCUUUUGGUUCGAAAUCCAUACCACAUAUCUCUCCUCCUUCAGGUCAGCAAAAUAGCCAAAGAUCAAGGAGACCAUGCGUUAUCCUCAGACUUGAUCGAACGAGCUCUAUUUACAUUUGGUCGUGCCUCGUUAACCCAAUUUAACAACAAAAUAACGAAAGGCUAUUCCCGCCUAGACUUCUUGAGACCUGAAAACAGAGAACUCUGGCUUGCAGGAUACCAAUACAUCAAAAGUCUAAUUAUGAAAGGUACCUACCGAACAGCCCUUGAAUGGGCAAAACUCCUCCUUGGUCUCGACCCGGAAGACGACCCCUACUGCAUGCGCUUCAUGGCCCACCACCUCGCCCUCCGAGCCCAUGAAUUCACCUGGCUCCUAAACCUCUUCGAAGGCCAGCUAUUUUCCCUAUGGAGAGGAUCGGAUGAAAACGGCGAUCCUCCCCCACAUUCUGCAAUGCUGCACUUCAUGCCCUCCCUAGCUUUCGCAGCCUUGCGGUUGCGAGACGGUGUUAAGAGCAGGAAACUCCUUACCGAAUCCAUGCAAAAAGUCCCCUGGCUGUUCGUCCGCCUCUUCAAAGAGCUAAAUCUCGACGCUCCAUCCUCAAUCUGGGGCAUCGAGCCACGCACCGAUGCCGAGACGCUCUUUACAGAGAUGUACGUCCUACAAACCAAAGAUCUCUGGAACGCGCCCGAAGCUGUAUCCCUCCUCAUGGAAGUCGCGCACACGAUUUCGAAAGUCAACAUCGGCACGAUUCCGCAGGUCAAUAAUUCAGAAAUGACUCUUGAUGUAGUCCGCUUUGUAUACCUAGAAAACGUACCCGCAUUGAUGGCGCUGGUGCCGUCUAGCUUGCUUCAUAAGAGCAAUAACUCGGAUUCUGAUCCUAUACCACCGGAACAGAGUAUAUAUUCCUACGAAGCACAACGCAAAGCAUUGGAGAUGCCAACGCUUCCUGGUAUUGGACAUGAUUUCAUGGACCCUCUUGAAGCCAUCGCGCGGCUUCUGCCAGGGCUCAGAGGCUCUGCCGCAGAUGAGGAUGUUGAUCGUGAGAGGUUGAGACUAGGCUUAGAGGAGGCUAUUUUAAAUGAGGGCCCCGAAGAAUUAGAUGAAGAUGGGUUUGAGAGAAAUGGAGAGGUGGCCACGGAGGCCUUCGAGAGACCGAUACCGAUUGGGCUGGCUAGGAGGUUGAUGAAUAUGUUUUGGCCGGGUGAAGAUGGAGGGUGGUCUGAUGGCGAGGAGCCUGAGGAGGAUGUUGAUACGGAUACUGAUGAGGAUAUGCUGGAAUUGGUGGGGGCUGAGGGGACUGAUGAUGAGAUUCCUGGUUUGUUGGAGGACCCGGAUACGUAG